AUGUGUUCUAAAGUGCAGUUCGUGGCAUUCUGCCGAGGACCUCAACGAUCCAUGUGGAUGCUGGUGAUACUUAUUCUAUUCUUCUCGUUACUGUACGUUUCAAUUACAUUGGAAACUGAAUUGUCUGUGACGGAAGGGGUACUCAAGCCCGGUACACAAACUCCUCAGAUUCUUCUCUCAACGCACACCCCAAGAGUUGUCUACAUCGUUGUUCAGACGAGAGCUUCUCCUGGUUGGUGCAGAAUGUUGGUGAGUUCUGUUCUCUCCAAUGUGUCAGUGGUUUCUAUUGGAUUUGGGAGGAAUUACACGCAUGUCGACCGUCAAGCAUGGAUACUGGAGUAUCUGCGUCAAGAGGGUCUGCGAGACGACGAUGUGGUGGUGGUAUUCGAUGGCGCAGACACUCUCUUCACUGGCACCGACAAGAUUCAGCGUGCCUUGGAGCAUUUCUUAACCACAACGGCACCCACCGCUGAUACUUUUGACGCUACAGCGAUACUUCAGGGGAAGAUGUCGUCUCCUAUGCAAUUUUCGAGCGAUGCACUCUGUUACGCACCACAGAUACACCUGAUUGUUCCUGAGGGGCCAGAAAGACCGAAGACAAAAUGUUUUUGGCUAUAUGCACGUAUGUGGAAGGCUGUACUUUCUCCCAACAAUCAGUACCUUGCCAAUCUACAACGGAAAAAGUAUCGUUUUCUUUGUGCUGGUGGCUACGUGGGGCGUGUGUGGGCGGUGCGCGCUGCGUCGCGUGCAUACACUAGCCUCGUUGCGUCACGCAGUGAUUGGUGGUGUGACCAGAGCGUCUGGACGUUGCUGUAUGUAUGGAGCCUCGGUCAGGAUUCUGGUGUGGCGUCCAACCUGCGCCUACCGCGUGGCAUUCUGAGCCUUGACUACAAUCACAGUUUCUUUUUCGCUCCUUACAAGAGAGCUUUUGCCAUUCCCGCCAUUCUCCACUUGCCUGGUAAGGCACGGGGGUGGCGACGCCACUUGUCUCACAUCCUACAGCGCGCCUCGUGGGUUCAUGAGGUGUACCGCACUCCGCAAGCUCUGGCGGAGGCAAAGAGCCUUUUUCAAAGUGGUACGUCCGUAAAAGUACUUGCACUCGAUGGGCACAUGUAUAAUCACCGCUUCGGUGAUUUGUGCCCCGCUGGUGAUGCACUGAAUUUCAGUUGGCUUUCGUAUCCUCUGGAAAAGAAAUGA
Molecule: messenger RNA, 1197 nt
Organism: Trypanosoma grayi
Lineage: Eukaryota; Euglenozoa; Kinetoplastea; Trypanosomatida; Trypanosomatidae
Product: expression site-associated gene (ESAG-like) protein
Exons: 1
Coding region: 1-1197 (398 amino acids)
Source: RefSeq, a predicted model, not a curated record